Meloidogyne enterolobii is the source of this 2190-nucleotide messenger RNA. The record is from the annotation of a GenBank genome assembly. Lineage: Eukaryota; Metazoa; Nematoda; Chromadorea; Rhabditida; Meloidogynidae.
AUGGCAAUAAAAACAAUAGAAACAAAAUUUAAUAAACAACAAAAAUCAACAAAAAACUUCAAAAUAAUUAAUAAAAUAAAACCUCAAUUCUACUUUUUAAUUAUUAUCUUAUUUUCUAUUUCAAUUUUGGAAGCUUUUCCAACAAAAGAAAAGGGGGAAAGAAGGAAAGAAUUAAGGGAAAAAGAAGAAAAAAAGCAAAAAGAUUUAAUUUGUAAUGUUGGAGAUGAACAUGAAUGUGUUUGUAAUGUUUCUAUGGGAAAUUUGGAUUCUUCUAAUAUUCCGAAUUGUAAUGAAUUUAUUGGAGGCAAAAGUCUUGAUGCAGUCAAAAUUAUUGUUCGUGAUUUUAAUUUAACUGCCUUAUUACGUACUAAUGAAACACAUGAGCAAUACUUAAGACGAAGAAUUUCACAAGUAUUGAACCGUUAUUGUGAAACGGUACCUGAUGAAUGUCCUGGUACUUUGGCGGAAUUAAGAAGUCAAAGAGUGAAAUUAGAAACAAGUUCAAGAGAAUUGGACAAUUUAAAUGAUCGAACACCGUUAAUAAUCGACGAUGGCGGUCCUUCUUUAACACGUGAAAAUAUUGUUAUUCUUCGAGUUAUUUACCUUCCAGGAAGAGUCAGAACACAAAUUUCAUUUGUUGUUUUAAAAAUUGCAAAUACUUUUGGUGGUAUUAAUUCAUCAUUAACAUUACCACCAAAAACAAUUAAAUAUAUACUUUCGGCACAAACUGCACCACUUCCACGUGUAUUAGGUGGAGUGAAAAUAGAACAAAUUGCUAUUGAAACAUUAAAAAAGAAGAGACCACCAAUUGAUCAUAAUUAUUGCUGUCAUAGCUAUUUUAAUGACAAUUUGUUGUACUAUAGCAGUCGCCAAAGUAAUUUAGUGAGUUUUAAUAAUAAAAAUAAAUAUAUAGAAAAAUAUUUAAAAAAAAAUUUAAGCGAUAUAUCAAAAACUCGUUGCCGUCAAAAAACAUCCAAAAGCAACGGAACUACAACUCCCUCAACAGAAAAUCAAAAGAAAAAAAGUAGCAGUUCAAGAAAUUAUGGAACAUGUACUGAUAGAUUAUUUGCUUCAACAUCUUCAAAUAAUAAUAGAGAAGAUGAUGGACAAUUAACAAGUGGACAACGUUCAGCAGAAUCAAAAUCUUUAAGAAGUAGUAGAAGAGAAUCAAAUUCUUUAAAAAGAUUAUGGAGGAAAAGAGGAAGUAGUAGUGGAGAAAAAAUUAAAAAAAUAUCAAAAACUUCUGGGAUUGAGAUAGAAAAUAAUAAAAUUAAAGAUGAUGAAGAAAAUAAAAUGGAAUUAGAUGAAGAAGCUAUUUCUGCCUCUUCUCGUUCAGUUACUGCAUAUCAAAAUAGUUUUAUGUGUGAUCACUCACAACUUCCAAGAGAAGACAGCCGUUUUGAUGAUGAAGACUUUAAUGAUGGUUGUGGUGGAGGAGAUUUUGAAAUUAUAGAUAUGAGUAGACGUAGAAGACAAUCCUCUUUACUAUCAAAUCCAAACAAUAAACAAAGAAUGGAACAAAAAAGGCAUAGUCUUCUUCUUUCCCCAAAUAAUAUUCGUUCACCUCUUUCAUCUGAUGAUGACCAACAACAAAGAAUGACUUUCCGGUUUUCACCAAAAACAAAAACUCCAACAACAACGCCUACAAGAAAAACAUCAAAUAAACGCUUCUCAUUUUCUGGAAAUACUGGAGUAACAAUAAAUACAAACAUUCCAAGUGUUGUUUUGUUGGAUGAAGGAACAACAAAUACUGUUGAACAUUCAUCAAAUGUGCCUAAACAUACAACUAUGGAUAUUUUUAGGAAUAAACCAAAUGGAGGUGAAUUCCUCUUAACUGCUUCCUCUGAUUUACAUGAAAGGCCUCAAUCCAGAUUAGGUCAACAACAACAACAUCCCUUUGAUAGACCACUUUCUAGAAGGGGAAGUAGAGACGAUAAACAUGAGGAAGGGGAAGAAGAAACUUUUAAUGAUACAAGGGAAGAUACUCCAGUACCUUUAGGUGAUGAUCAACAAACAAUAAUUGUAAAUCCAUUAGCAGCAGUAACCCCCAAAAAUCAAUUGUUGGAUGCUCUCAAAAAUAAGGUUCGAAGAUAUUUUAAAAGAUAAAUAGAAAAACAAAUACAGUGAGAAAUUAACAGUUAUCAGAUACGAGUCAGGGAAAAGAAGUUUUUGAUUAAAAAAAGUCCAGAA